Molecule: messenger RNA, 1366 nt
Organism: Mercenaria mercenaria
Lineage: Eukaryota; Metazoa; Mollusca; Bivalvia; Venerida; Veneridae
Product: DNA polymerase alpha subunit B-like
Biological process (GO): DNA replication; DNA replication initiation
Cellular component (GO): alpha DNA polymerase:primase complex
Molecular function (GO): DNA binding
Source: RefSeq, a predicted model, not a curated record
AGAUGUGUACAAUGCACAGACUGGAAGCAUCAAAACUGGUGACAGAAUGGGUGGCUUUUACUCACUCCAGGAAAAAUAUCGAGCUUGAGCUGGAUACACUGGACCAGUUUGAAAGGGAGCGAUUAUCCAAAAGGAAUCAGAAAACUCCAAAGGCAGUGAAGAAGGAGACUGCACCAGUAAUUCAUACAAUAGACAGUCUACCAAUGGACGUUGAAGGAGCUGAAGAGUUAUACAGUGCUUAUGGUGGAAAGACACCAAAAACAAAAGGUGCAGUAUCGAACAAGAGACAACACACACCAGAGAAUGCCCCUAUCAAGAGAUUUACUGGACCCAAUCGUAGCCCCGCAGUACCAUAUUCCCCAGCUAGCUUCUCUCCAGCUAGUACGACACCAGCAAAGAAGUACAAUUCUCGGACAAAUAGAGGAGAAGUAAUGGUCAGUGUUGGUUUAACCAACAAUGUUAAGUGGCACGGGUCUGGUCAAGGUGUAACCAUAGAAGACUAUAGCACAGAACAGAGCAUUUCCAAAAAUAUGAAAUAUAUGUUCCAGAAAUUGUCCGAGAAAAGAGAUGUAUUGAAUGAUAUGAUAGAAGAUAUGGCUGAACAUCUUCAGAAAAUACACAAAAUUGAGGAAUACAUGCAUGUGGCUUUGCCGACCCAGGAGGAGGUCACUGUAGCAGGAAGAAUUUGUUGUGACAGUAACGGAAAGCUUAAUCAAAAGUCUGUGGUAUUGGAAGGAUCUAUUGAUACAUCUUCGGGGAAAACUAUCCCUGUAGACCUGUCACAACUGAAGGAAUAUGCUUUGUUUCCAGGGCAACUUGUUGCCAUGACUGGUCAUAAUAGUACUGGACAGAAAUUUGUGGCAAGCAAACUGUUUGAGAGUGUUAGUUUACCACUACCGGAGAUUCCAGCUAACACAGACACUAAGAACACAAGGUUAUCAGUGAUGGUGGCUGCUGGACCGUUCUCCACAUCGGACUGUCUGUCGUACGAACCUUUUACAGACCUUAUUGAACAGAUUCAGCUCACCAGACCAGAUGUCUGUAUACUGAUGGGUCCAUUUGUUGAUUGUAAAAAUGCAGAAAUUGAGAAUGGUAAAUUGACCGUUACUUAUGAUGAAAUUUUCACACAAAAAUUGGAUGAAGUUGCAACUGUGACAGCAAAUUUAAAUGUACAACUGGUAGUGUUACCUUCACAGAGGGAUAUGCACCACAACCCAGUCUAUCCUACCUUACCUUACAGUUUAGACAAGACAUAUAAGCAUGUUCACUUCGCAUCUGAUCCAUGCACUCUACGUAUAAACAACAUAGUGUUUGGUCUUACAUCAACAGACGUACUGUUUCACAUGGGGACAGAAGAAAUUACAUU